This is a messenger RNA of Plasmodium adleri (nom. inval.), 558 nucleotides long. RefSeq names its product protein kinase c inhibitor-like protein, putative. Lineage: Eukaryota; Apicomplexa; Aconoidasida; Haemosporida; Plasmodiidae. Gene Ontology annotation, molecular function: hydrolase activity. Gene Ontology annotation, cellular component: cytoplasm. The transcript is spliced from 6 exons. The record is from RefSeq and is a predicted model, not a curated record. The coding region runs from base 1 to 558 and encodes 185 amino acids.
AUGGGUUUUAAAAUAGUCAUUAUAUAUUUAAUUCUUGUUUGCUUAAUGAAAGGAAUACCGGGAUUCUUAACAAAUAAAUUAACAAAUUCGUUUUAUAGUACCUUUGUUAAAUUAUCAUACAAGAAUAAAUUUAUGACUGGGAUAUUAACCAGACGAUUGGCAAAAAUGGCAGAUGAAGAAGAAAAAGCAUUAGCAGCUGCAGGAAAGGAUGAAAAUGGAGAUUCAAUUUUUGGAAAAAUUGCAAGAGGUGAAGUACCCGUUGACCCUGUAUAUGAAGAUGAUAAAGUCAUCGCAUUUAAUGAUAUAUACCCACAAGCACCAGUUCAUAUUAUAGUCAUACCAAAAAAGAGAGAUGGUCUUACUAGACUAAGCAAAGCAGAAGAAAAACAUAAAGAAAUUUUAGGACAUUUAAUGUGGGCUGUUGCUGAAAUUGUUAGAAGAAACGACUUAGGAGAUUUCCGAUUGGUAGUUAACAAUGGACCUGAGGCAUGUCAAUCCAUAUACUAUUUACAUUUACAUAUACUAGCCAAGAGACAAAUGAAAUGGCCCCCUGGUUAA